Gopherus flavomarginatus (Mexican gopher tortoise) is the source of this 4869-nucleotide messenger RNA. RefSeq names its product RUN and FYVE domain containing 2 (gene RUFY2). Bases 95 to 1993 code for a protein of 632 amino acids. The record is from RefSeq and is a predicted model, not a curated record. The transcript has 19 exons. Gene Ontology annotation, cellular component: cytoplasm. Gene Ontology annotation, molecular function: metal ion binding. NCBI's taxonomy places the organism in Eukaryota, Metazoa, Chordata, Testudines, Testudinidae.
GGAGAAGGAGCCGUGCAAGGGAAGCCCGCCCAUGACAAGCUGGCUGCUGUUGUGUGGCCAUGGAUCUUAUCUGUCUUCUGUGAGAACCAAGUAGAUGCAUGAGGCUUUGCUAUUAUCAAAGGCACUUUGCAUAAUGAAAGAGAAACAGUCAGUAUCUUCUGUUGGCUCCCAACAAGCUGUAAAAGACCCCACAGCUGUAGAAAGAGCAAAUUUGCUGAACAUGGCUAAAUUGAGUAUCAAAGGACUGAUUGAAUCAGCUUUGAGCUUUGGCCGUACUCUGGAUUCUGACUACCCACCUUUGCAACAGUUCUUUGUCGUUAUGGAGCACUGCCUUAAACAUGGUCUUAAAGUAAGAAAAUCUUUUCUAAGUUACAAUAAAACAAUCUGGGGACCACUGGAACUUGUGGAGAAGUUGUACCCAGAAGCUGAGGAGAUAGCAGCUAGCGUCAGAGAUUUACCUGGCCUCAAAACACCGUUGGGCCGUGCCCGGGCGUGGUUACGAUUGGCAUUAAUGCAAAAAAAAAUGGCUGAUUAUCUACGCUGUUUAAUCAUUCAAAGAGAUCUCCUCAGUGAAUUUUAUGAAUAUCAUGCGCUGAUGAUGGAGGAAGAAGGAGCAGUUAUUGUUGGGCUCUUGGUUGGGUUAAAUGUGAUAGAUGCUAACCUGUGUGUAAAGGGAGAAGACUUGGAUUCACAAGUUGGUGUGAUUGAUUUCUCUAUGUAUUUAAAAAAUGAAGAUGAUAUUGGGAGUAAAGAAAGAAAUGUCCAGAUUGCUGCAAUUUUGGACCAAAAGAAUUAUGUGGAGGAACUGAACAGACAACUAAAUAGCACAGUCAGCAGCCUUCAUACAAGAGUUGAUUCAUUAGAGAAGUCAAACACUAAACUAAUUGAAGAGUUAGCAAUAGCCAAAAACAAUAUAAUUAAACUUCAGGAAGAAAAUCAUCAAUUAAGAAGUGAAAACACACUUAUUUUAAUGAAAACACAGCAUCACCUAGAGGUAACCAAAGUGGAUGUUGAGGCAGAGCUUCAAACGUACAGAUACUCCAGACAGGGUCUGGAUGAAAUGUACAAUGAAGCACGCAGACAACUUCGAGAAGAAUCACAAUUACGACAAGAUAUAGAGAAUGAGCUAAUGGUCCAAGUCAGUAUGAAACAUGAGAUAGAACUUGCAAUGAAGUUGUUGGAGAAAGACAUUCAUGAGAAACAAGACACCCUCAUAGGCCUUCGACAACAGCUAGAUGAAGUUAAAGCAAUUAACAUAGAAAUGUACCAAAAGCUGCAGGUUUCUGAAGAUGCCAUGAAAGAAAAGAAUGAAAUAAUUGGUCGACUAGAGGAUAAGACCAAUCAGAUUACUGCAACUAUGAAACAAUUGGAACAAAGAUUGCAGCAAGCAGAGAAGUCUCAAGUGGAAGCUGAGAAUGAGGACAAGAAAUUCGAACAAGAAUGUAUGAGUAAAUCUGAAAACCUGCAGAAAGAAAUCUCCCAAAAGGAGAAGCAGCUUGUUCAACUGGAAACAGAUUUGAAGAUAGAAAAGGAAUGGAGACAAACCCUGGAAGAUGAUCUGCAAAAGGAAAAAGAAACUUUAUCUCAUCUGAGAGUAGAGACCCAACAAAUAAUUUCUCUUAAAAAAGAAUUCCUUAAACUACAGGACAAAAAUAGGCAGUUGAAAAAGAUAUGUCAUGACCAAGAAGAAGCUCUCCAAGAACUGGCCUGCAAGCUUAGCGAAUCAAAGCUUAAAAUAGAAGAUAUAAAAGAAGCAAACAAAGUAUUACAGGGACAGGUUUGGCUGAAAGACAAAGAGGCUACACACUGCAAGUUAUGUGAAAAGGAAUUUUCUCUUUCCAAAAGGAAGCAUCAUUGUAGAAACUGUGGUGAAAUUUUCUGUAACGCCUGUUCUGACAACGAACUGCCUCUACCAUCCUCGCCAAAGCCUGUACGAGUCUGUGAUUCCUGCCAUGCGUUUCUUAUACAGAGAUGCUCUUCUAACAUGCCAUAAAAUUACUCUACAAAAUAUUUAUAAACUAUUGCUAUUUAACAUAUUCUAUAAAAAGAUAUAAUGUAAAGUAUUAACAUGUAUAUUCCUGGAAUACAGGCAAGCGGUUUAGAUUUGGAUUUUCAAAAUAUACUAAGGCCUGGUCUACAAUACAAAGUUAGGUUGAUGUGAGCCACCUUGUGUUUACCUUGUUGUGCAUGUGUCUACACUUAGUCUUCUACUGAUGUAAGUGGCCUGUUAUGCUGACAUAGUAACACCACCUUCCCAAGCAGCGUUGAGCUAUAGUCGAUGCGUCAUAAGUGUAGAUGCUGCGUUGCCCAUGUCAACUCUAACAGUCCUCCAGCAGCUGUCCCAUAAUGCCCAACACUGACUGCUCUGGUUUGUUGUGUAGAUGUGGCCUAAGGGAGUUAGGUAUCCAGCUCCUAUUGCAACUUAAUGAGAAAUGGGUGUCUAGCACUCUUGAGCUCCUUUACAGAUCCCAGCCUUUAAUAUUUGAUUCUGUUUGUUGCACCCAACAGGCAGCAAAGGAAUAAAAGGUUUUAUAUAGUUUUAAUGGAGAGAAAUAUGAAAUAUUGAAGUUUUUCUUCAACAGAGUUCAUGUAAUGGUAUUUGAAGGACAUUGAACAAAAGUUUGACAGGAACCUAUCCCCUUUUCUACCCAAACACAGACAGUGGGAAUUUGAAUAAAUGUGCAGGCUGAUUCAAAAUAAUACAUUACAAAUGAAACAAUUUUAUAAAAUAUAUUAAAUCAGUCUUGUUUAAUUAAGCAUAAGUAUUUAUACAGUUAACAUUUCCCUUAUUUUUAGUUAUCUACUUAUUUUUUAAAAACUGGGCUAUUAUUUUAAGAGAAAAUAUACCCUUAUAAUGGCCGAACUUACUCUGGUAUAUGAAAACAACUUCCAUUGAUGUCAACGGAAGUUCCAUAUGCAUAUCCGAGGACAGAAUUUUAAAUUUAGAUUAGUCAUAAGUUUACGUUAUGUAAUUACCUUAUUACAUUGGAAAAAAAUCACUGCUUCACACUCAAAACACUGUUUCAUUAUAGUGCCUGUUUUUUAAUACCUUUGAUCUUCAGAUUUCUGAGAUAAAUGGAAAUAUGUUAAUUACAGUGAAAAAUCAUCUUUAGGAGGAAAAGAUUCCAACUGAGGCACUACAGUAAUUUUUUUCUUUUCAUAAUGUUUGCAGGAUAUAAGAAUGUUUUAUUUACUUUUAAUCUGUGGCAAAAAAAGGAAAAAUUCAAAUAUUUUUAGCAGUAUUCUAUCUGCUUUUUAACAUUUCAUCCCCUAGUUUACAUUAUAAUACUUUAUUUAGAGGCUUAAUAUUGAGUUAGUGCAUAAACAUCCUUCUGUUCCUGCUACCAACUGCAGAAUAUGUUUACAUCAAGGUAAAAUGCUUUAAAAGCUAAACGUUUCAAUCAAAUAUACACUAAUUGUGGUCUAACUGCAAAUUUCAGUAGUGAGUUAGUAAAAUGAAGACAAUCAGCUUCCAGGAGUGAUUCCAUUUAGUUGAAAAAUAUUAAAUGAAGGAGCAACUGAAUUACAAGGAUAUAACUCUUUUUAUAUUAAAGGUUUUAAAGCCCAGUAUUACUACUUGUUUAAAAGAACCCUAUCUAAAUAAAUGAGAGAGAAUAGAGUUGUAAGGCUAUGUCUACACUACCGUUGGAUUGACGGUGCUGCAAUCAAUGCACCGGGGCAGCGAUUUAGGGCAUCUAAAUCAACAGGAGAGUGCUCUCUGGUCGACUCUGGUACUCUACCAGGAACAAGAGGAGUAAGGUAAGUCGACGGGAGAGUAAGUUGACCUAAGCUAUGUUGACUCUAGCUACGUUAUUCACAUAGCUGGACUAGCGUAACCUAGGCGACUUACUGCAGUAGUCUAGACAUAGCCUAAUACUAAGCAGGACAUGCCUUGUGUGAAUAGGUUGAUCAUCAGUUGUUUUAGCUGCCACCUGGCAGUGACAGCUAUAAUUAGGUUGCAUAACAUCUUCUGUUCUAACUCCCUGUUUUCACUGGUUGUAACUUUUUCAUACUCACCUUUUGAACUGAAAUUUUCCAGACUUGAUAUCAGCUUAAAAUGAAUUUUGUUAUGGAAACUUUUUGAGCAGAAACAAUUUGCCCUUUUUUCACUAUGAGAAUAGUGGAGGUCGGGGAAAUAAUUUGUCAAUUUAGAAGAAAAAUUGCAAGUUUUUUUUCAGGUGAGAGAGGUGAAAUAUGGAAAGGAAAUAGUCAUAAUUGAAGCUGUGCACAACAUUGUUCUGGAGCAAAAUGGGUUUGAUUUGACCAAAUGAGUGUUUGAAAAAUCACUAGCCCCUUCCUUUAGACUUAGGCUUUCUCCAUUGGGGGAAGGCUCUGGCUGAUGAGGUGAUGUGCUCCUGAGGAACUUAAGAACUUUACCAGCCCAGAGCUUUGUGUAGCUGCAGUGUUAAUAGGGUGCAGAGGAGAGGGCUUCUCCUGUUCCCUCUGAAGGAUUGACUAGUGUUUUGUAUAGCCAAGCUGACCUGGACUUCAUGCGUAACACUCCUUAGACUGCAGUUCUACUUUGACAAGUAGCUCUGUAAAAAUGGUAUGUAAUUAGCCUGUAUCAAUGCCUACAAACAAAGGGGAGAAUUAGGGUUGAAUGUGAACCCUUAACUUUGUCAUAUCUUGAUAUUUGUUUGAGUGCUUAACCAUGGGACCUUAAUGAUUUUUUGUAUGCUUUGUGUGUGCAGUUUUUAUAGCACUGAGACCCUUUCCUUGCUUUUUCAGAACUUCAAGUUUGAUAAUUAGAAACUUUUUGAAUCUAAUAGAGAAGUUUCUGUUCUGAUGUUACCUAAGGUAGAGUGGAUAUCUUGAGUUGUGUGAAAACAGAGUCCAUUUUGGGAGCAAAAUAAAGAGGUGAAAUCUGAA